AUUAAGCACUUGGCCAGAUUCAUCAACAACAGCAAUACGACUGGCCAAAGUACAGAAAGCGGGUGAGACUCAUUCUCAGAAUUUCAAAGUGGGACAUCUCUCGAACACGUGAAAGUUGAUUGGUAACUUCAGCGAUGCCAGAAGGACUUUGUAAGGUGGUUUGGAGCAGGAGGACUGCUGCAAUUUAUAUUUUAGCUUUUUGUCACUUUUUAAGCGUUGAACUGGCGACGACUCAACCUUCUCUAAGCACGAAGCAAUCAGCUUCACAUGCAAAGCUUGUGAGAAGCAAAGACACUCAAGCUGAUAGAAUGAAGGCUGGUGAAAUCGUAGAGGAAACCCAUGGUAUUUACGAAAUAUCGAAAUCCACUCCAGUUACCCAAGCUUCAACAACAACAACAGCAAUAACUAUGUCCACAGUUCCAGCAAAAGUCGAUACCACACCUCUACCUGCAUCUACAGGAAGCUCUGGAACAACGUCCGUCGAGCCAAGUAACAAAGACCUAACGGUAACAAUACCUAUCGUGACGUCAUAUUUCGUUAGCACGUCAUCGGUGGUAAAACUGCAGAUUACUUCAAAGUCUACAGUUGUUGAUUACGUAACCCCGAAAAGAGAAAAAGGAGGGACAUCUCAAAACGAAUGGAAAGCAUCAUCUUCACCCAAGCGAGUUAUGAGUUCAUCCGAGGGUUUGGGAAUAAAGGCAUCAAAAGCUGGUGAACACAAAGGUUCUUCUACGGCUAGCUCAGGUCUGUCAAAACAAAUCAGUUGGCUUACUCCGGUCAAGAAGGAAAUACCAGUUUCUCCGGUGUUUGAAAUAAUGGUUUCCUCAAGCCUGAAGAAACAAGUUAGCUCCCCUCCAUCACCCUCAACUCAAAGCAUGCAGCAAAGGGCAUCUCUGUCAACUUUGAGAAACGAACCUUCCUCAUUUUCGAGGAAACAAGCUUCGUCUUACCGUAAAUCUUCGCUGGUAAAAAUAUCUCGAAGCGAUUCAGUUCCUUCUGCAUCCUCAGUCGUGAGGCUUUCACGUAAUAUGGAAAUCAAUACCACUCUUGUUGUUCUUGAAAAAUUAAACUCCUCUUUACCAUUUUCGUCUUCAAUAAAAAUACCGAUGUCCUCACAAGUCAAAGACGAAUUUACCCCAUCGAAAGUAAUAGAUUUAAAGACAUCUUCUAACCUCAAGGAACGAGCUCCUUCAACUUCAAAGAUAUUAAUGUCUUCUUCAAGACUAACUUUGUUCUCUCCAGCAAAUAUAAGCACGUCUUCACCUUUAGUUACAGAAAUAACGACCUUAGUUUCCACUGUGGCAAUUUCUCAAAACGUAAGCAUUAAUAAAUCCCUAAACCAGAGCCAGGAGUCAAUGUAUUCUCAAACAAAGGAAGGUACGAAAUCAUAUCAAGCAGUGGAAACUGUUACGCCUUCACACCUAAAAAAAUUCACUACUGCUAACAUGAUAGGAGCUACCACGUAUGUAACAGUAGAACCAUCGCCAUGGAAACUGUCACCUCAAGCGUCAAGGCAAAAUACAUCAUCUUCAUUGCUACAGUUACAAGACGACAUGAUGACAUCACUGAAACCUAAGAGUACUAUCAUGUCCUCCCAAGUCAUCUCUUCUCCAUGGAGGGAGACUACGCUGUCUUCCAAUAUGGAUAAUUUGGUUACUUCCUCUCUCCCUAUGACCGUCGGAGUUCUAUUAUCAUCCACACCUGAAGGGGAGGCGGCAAAGGCGAGUUCGCAGUCCUCAACUGAGAAUAGUCCGACGCCGGAAGCGAAUGUCCCUGUCACAAAACCAGUCAAACAAACAACAUCGCUUCCAGAACCGCAAACAACACAAAUGAAGACUAAACCAGUAACAGAACACUCAACCAUUCACCACAAUGAAUCCACCCACCACAGCAAGCCCACUCACCAUGGAGAGUCAAAUGACACGCAUAAAAAUGAUAGUGAUCACACCGGCCCGCAUGGCAAAAUGGGUCAUCCUCACGAGCCUUCUGAUGCAGACGCUUUGACUGAAGGGAAUAAAGUUAAUGAGGGCUGGCAGAUUUCUAUUUACAUUGUGGUUUCUCUUAUAAGUGGGAUUAUUGCAUUUGUAAUAGUUAUGGUGGUCAAAAGCAAUCGCCAGAUGAGACACGUCAGAUUACGAGAGAGUCAGCGUAAACGCAAACGCGAGUUGGCAAGAGAAAAAGCCGCCGCACUGAGAGCGAUCAAAACAGAAGAACCAAAGCCUCAUACAGAAAAGAAGAAGGAUGAUAACAGGUUGAGUUUCCUCAAACAUGACCCUGAAGAGUCCAUCCCGCUCCUUGAACUCCAUAUUACAGACGGUGAGGCUCCUGUGCUUAGUGGUCACCUGGAGAAACAGAGACCACAGGACAUCAGACCUACUGAACCAUCCACCUUUGAUACAGAUACAAAACCACCGAUGGAGGAGAAUGCAAACAUACCGCCUGAAACCCCCACCUUUCAAAUUGCCUGAGGGGGAAGGACAAGAAAUUGUUGGAUUUCUGGGUGUCAUAGAAAUCGCACAUAUAGUUAACAAUUUUUUUUAAUAAGCAGCACUAUCAUUUAAAAGUAAAUGGAAAGAAUCAGUAAAGGAAACAUCAGUAAAAGAAUAAGCUAUUAAAACUAGACGCCAUUUUUUUGUAGAACUUUAAUUUCUUUUCGAUACUCGUUAUGAAAACUUUGACUACCAGAUGAUUGACUGUUUCGUAUUUGUUACAAGGUCUGAUAACAGUUUGAACUGUGUCGAUGAAAUACUUUUACCCAUUGUUUAUAAAUUGUGAAUUUUUAACGUCAAUGU
Messenger RNA from Pocillopora verrucosa, 2792 nucleotides. RefSeq lists its product as uncharacterized. NCBI's taxonomy places the organism in Eukaryota, Metazoa, Cnidaria, Anthozoa, Scleractinia, Pocilloporidae. The record is from RefSeq and is a predicted model, not a curated record.